AUGGGGGUUCGAUUUUGUACAGAAGGCAAUUUAAUUUUAAUUGUGAUUGAGGAUUCUGAAGACGAAAUUAGGUUGAAGCAGAAGAAGAAGCAGAAGCAGAAGGAGCAGCAGAAAAAAGAGAAAAAUAUAAAAGGAAGAAUAAAAGCAGCCAAGAAGAUCCAGGCCUGGUUGCGUGGAACCCUGGUACGCCAGACAUUGUUACACGCAGCCCUCAAGGCCUGGAUCAUUCAGUGCUGGUGGAGACUGACAAUGGACAGGCUGCGGCAGAAGCGGAGGGCAGCCCUGAUUUCCUACGCACACACAGAGAGGGAAGUGGUCAAGCUCCAGUCUUUGGUCCGUAUGUGGCACAUCCACUGGUGAUACUGCCAGGUGCUCAAUGCCAUCUACAUGAUCCAGUACCACUGGCAAGGCCACAACUGCCAGACCUGUGCUCUUCUCCAGGGCCACUGUGUAGUCACAGCCACUCACCUGUAGUUCCACAUUGAAAUCAUCAACCCCUAA
Molecule: messenger RNA, 501 nt
Organism: Lipotes vexillifer (Yangtze River dolphin)
Lineage: Eukaryota; Metazoa; Chordata; Mammalia; Artiodactyla; Lipotidae
Product: IQ domain-containing protein F2
Exons: 3
Molecular function (GO): calmodulin binding
Source: RefSeq, a predicted model, not a curated record